Gadus morhua (Atlantic cod) is the source of this 5000-nucleotide messenger RNA. Its product is annotated as volume-regulated anion channel subunit LRRC8D-like. The coding region runs from base 296 to 2803 and encodes 835 amino acids. The record is from RefSeq and is a predicted model, not a curated record. Lineage: Eukaryota; Metazoa; Chordata; Actinopteri; Gadiformes; Gadidae. The transcript is spliced from 2 exons. Gene Ontology annotation, molecular function: protein binding.
AAAGCCGACAAUGGUGAACCGCGGUUGAAGUCUCCGAUGCGUAAACCGCCACCAUUAAUGAUGAAUAGAUCCUGAAUACAGACGAGGCUUCGUCGCCACAACGUGAAAAACAGAGAAGCUGAGAAGCUAAUGCAUGUGAACGUAAUCUGGAUGACUGCCAAUCUUAAAGCUCUUUGCUCGGUGUAAACCGUUCGUGGUGUCCCGACUUGUUCCAACCAAAUCGUCCUGGUAGCGCCUCCAAAGCUCGACGAUCUACCGGAGAACUCCACCUGAAACCACAGAGUGCAGUCACAGUAUGUUCACCCUGACCGAGGUGGCCUCCCUGAACGACAUCCAGCCCACAUAUAAAAUCCUGAAGCCAUGGUGGGACGUGUUCAUGGACUACCUGGGCGUGGUCAUGCUAAUGCUGGCCAUCUUUGCGGGGACCAUGCAGCUGACCAAAGACCAGGUGGUCUGCCUGCCCAUCCUGGAGGAGGCGCCAGAGGCCCCCGGUGGCGGCGGACAUUAUGACGUCCACUCCGCCCCUCUGGACGCAGCCGCCGCGCUAUUGGCCGACGGCCGACCGGCGGACGUCUUCCGGAAGUACGUCUUCGGCGAGCCGGUGGAGGUGGGCUUCCCCGAGCCCACGGGCGUGCGGACGGCGCUGGACUUCCAGCAGUACGUCUUUGUGAACCAGAUGUGCUACCACGUGGCGCUGCCCUGGUACUCCAAGUACUUCCCCUACCUGGCGCUCAUCCACACCAUCGUGCUCAUGGUCAGCAGCAACUUCUGGUUCAAGUACCCCAAGACCAGCUCCAAGAUUGAGCACUUCGUCUCCAUCCUGGGCAAGUGCUUCGAGUCGCCGUGGACGACCAAGGCGCUGUCGGAGACGGCGUGCGAGCACUCGGAGGAGAACAAACAGCGACUGGUCGGGCCCUCCUCGCUGCCCAAACACUUCUCCACCAGCAGCGAGGAGGGCAGCCCCAACCAGUCCGCCCCCGCCACGCUGGUCAAGUCUAGCGUCCAGUUCUCCGCCGAGAAGCUGGUGAUCGAGGUGCCCGCGAUGACCAUCCUGGACAAGAAGGACGGGGAGCAAGCCAAGGCGCUGUUCGAGAAGGUCAGGAAGUUCCGGGCUCACGUGGAGGACAGCGACCUGAUCUACAAGCUCUACGUCGCGCAGACGGUCAUCAAGACGGUCAAGUUCAUCCUCAUCCUAUGCUACACCAUGACCUUUGUCGCCGCCAUCAAUUUCGCCCACGUGUGCGAGCCGGGGAUUAAACACUUAACCGGCUACUCAAAGUUCCAGUGUACGCACAACAUGGCGUUCAUGUUGAAGAAGCUGCUGGUCAGCUACAUCGCCCUCAUCUGCGUGUACGGCAUGGUCUGCAUCUACACGCUGUUCUGGCUGUUCCGCCGGCCCCUGAAGGAGUACUCCUUCGAGAAGGUGCGGGAAGAGAGCAGCUUCAGCGACAUACCGGACGUCAAGAACGACUUUGCGUUCCUCCUGCACAUGGUGGACCAGUACGACCAGCUGUACUCGAAGCGCUUCGGCGUCUUCCUGUCCGAGGUCAGCGAGAACAAGCUCCGCGAGAUCAGCCUGAACCACGAGUGGACCUUCGAGAAGCUGCGGCAGCACGUCACGCGGAACGCCGCGGAGAAGCUGGAGCUGCACCUCUUCAUGCUGUCCGGGGUCCCGGACGCCGUGUUCGACCUCACCGACCUGGAGAUCCUCCGGCUGGAGCUCAUCCCCGAGGCCAGGAUCACGGCCAAGAUCUCGCAGAUGACCAACCUCCACGAGCUACACCUCUACCACUGCCCCGCCAAGGUGGAGCAGACCGCCUUCGUGUUCCUCCGAGACCACCUCCGCUGCCUCCACGUCAAGUUCACGGACGUGGCCGAGAUCCCCACCUGGGUGUACCUGUUGAAGAGUCUGAGGGAGAUGUAUCUGGUGGGCAACCUGAACUCGGAGAACAACAAGAUGAUCGGGCUGGAGUCCCUGCGAGACCUCCGCCACCUGAAGACCCUGCACCUCAAGAGCAACCUGACCAAGAUCCCCACCAACAUAACAGACCUGUCGCCCCACCUCGUCAAGCUGGUGGUGGACAACGACGGGACCAAGCUCCUGGUGCUCAACAGCCUCAAGAAGAUGAUGAACCUGGCCGAGCUGGAACUCCACAACUGCGAGCUGGAGCGGAUCCCUCACGCCAUCUUCAGUCUGACCAACCUGCAGGAGCUGCACCUCAAGUCCAACAACAUCCGGAGCAUCGAGGAGGUCAUCAGCUUCCAGCACCUCAAGAGGCUCACCUGCCUCAAGCUCUCCCACAACAAGAUCAUCAGCAUCCCGCUGUCCAUCAGCCACGUGAAGAACCUGGAGUCGCUCUACCUCUCACAUAACAAGCUGGAGUCCCUGCCCUCGUCGCUCUUCAACCUGCCCAAGCUGCGCUAUCUGGACGUGGGCCACAACUCCAUCGUGGUCAUCCCGCUGGAGGUGGGCUUCCUGCAGAGCCUCCAGUACUUCGCCAUCUCCGGCAACAAGGUUGAGGUGGUGCCCAAGCAGCUCUUCAAGUGCACCAAACUGAGGACCCUGAACCUCGGCCACAACUGCAUCUCCACCGUCCCCGAGAAGAUCGGCCAGCUGGCGCAGCUGACGCAGCUGGAGCUGAAGGGGAACUGCCUGGACCGCCUGCCCCUCCAGCUGGGGCAGUGUGCGCUGCUCCGCCGGGGCGGCCUGGUGGUGGAGGACCACCUCUUCGACUCGCUGCCCCUGGAGGUCAAGGAGAGCAUCAACCAGGAGUCCGGCGUCCCGUUUGCCAACGGGGUUUGAGGAGCGACCAAGCAGCUUCUGAGCUUAGGAUUUUUGGGGGGAACGAACUACGAAGAGUGUUAUUGAAGAGUAAGCAAACAAAUUAUACCGAACUUUAGAUACAGCCCCGCUGAUUGGCUCACAAGAGUUCAGAGGAAUGAGUUCCCUGUGAGAUAUGGCUUGGCUCAGGUUGGAUAAGGGUGGCCAUCACUGUAUUCAGUGGACCACUGUACUCAUAUGCCCUGUCUAUACCUGUUCCUGCUUCUGUUGUUUCGACAGUUUAUGGUUUUUUUCUUGGGAUUUGUUCCCGACAAUUUCAGCGUUGUGUUUUGUCAGAUCACUUUGUUAAAGAUAUAUACUUGAAUUGUUUUUUUGUUUUUUUUACCACCUUUAUUUUAUGAUUUGUUUUUGAUACCAUUAGACACUGCAUAGCCCUACCGCCACAAUAUUAUUUGCUUCUUAUUUUAUUAAUGCUGUUUUGUCUUCUAGUGGUUUUCAUAGGCACUGUUUUUAGGGGUACGCCAGCUUGUCAAAGUGUAGGUGUGAGCUACAGUGAGCUACAGUCUGAGCUAGUUUGAGGUACAGUGUAACAAUUAGUUAGGUACAGUGUGAGCUACAGUGAUACAGUUCUGACCUACAGUUUGCUACAGCGAGGUACAGUGAGGAACAGUAAGAUACAGUGUGAGCUUCAUGUUGAGCUACAGUGAGGUACAGGUUGAGCUACAGUGAGGUACAGGUUGAGCUACAGUGUGAGUUUCAUGUUGAGCUACAGUGAGGUACAGGUUGAGCUACAGUGAGGUACAGGUUGAGCUACAGUGAGGUACAGGUUGAGCUACAGUGUGAGCUUCAUGUUGAGCUACAGUGAGGUACAGGCUGAGCUACAGGUUGAGCUACAGUGUGAGCUUCAUGUUGAGCUACAGUGAGGUACAGGCUGAGCUACAGGUUGAGCUGCAGGGAGGUACAGGUUGAGCUACAGUGAGUACUGGUUGAGCUACAGGGAGCUACAGUGAGGUACAGGCUGAGCUACAGGUUGAGCUACAGGGAGGUACAGGUUGAGCUACAGGGAGGUACAGGUUGAGCUACAGUGAGUACCGGUUGAGCUACAGGGAGGUACAGGUUGAGCUACAGGGAGCUACAGUGAGGUACAGGCUGAGCUACAGGUUGAGCUACAGGGAGGUACAGGUUGAGCUACAGUGAGGUACAGGUUGAGCUACAGUGAGGUACAGGUUGAGCUACAGUGAGUACCGGUUGAGCUACAGGUUGAGCUACAGGGAGGUUCAGGUUGAGCUACAGGGAGGUACAGGUUGAGCUACAGGGAGGUACAGGUUGAGAUGCAGGGAGGUACAGGUUGAGAUGCAGGGAGGUACAGGUUGAGCUACAGUGAGUACCGGUUGAGCUACAGGGAGGUACAGGUUGAGCUACAGUGAGGUACAGGUUGAGAUGCAGUGUGAGAUAGCGUGCGAGUGACUGCCCCAGCCGACCUCCGGGGACCGGUCAGACCGCACCCCCCAGCUCCAGCGCUCGGCUCCACUACCUCAGCUCAACGCCUGGUACCGCCAAACGUAAGAAUCGAGCAAGGGUUGCACGACAAAGUCAAACCUCUUCUCUUUUAGCGAGCUCCCUGCCGACGUCAGGACCGCAGAGUCGCUGAGCAGCUCCCACAAGAGACUGAAGACUCGCGUGUUCAGAGCUCACCUGGACGCUGCAUUCCUUCCCACCUCACCCACCCAUUGCCCUGUCGGCUCACUGACUCCCCGAAAUACACCUCUUUUACACACCUAUGGUAUGUUUGUAUGUCCUGGCACUUUAUGUACGCACUUAUUGUAUGUUAAACAUCCUGGCACUUAAAAAUAGAACUUAGCAUUGUGUAGCAUCUAAUCCUACCUAUCUUUGUUGAAUACGGGGAAUGGAUUAAUUUAGCAAUUUUAAGUCCUUGGCACUUGUUCUAUGAACAUCCUUAUUGUACCGACAGCGAUAUAUAUGGUUGUUUCCCUUUCUUCAGACAAAUGUACUCAUUGUAAGUGGCUUUGGAUAAAAGCGUCUGCUAUAUGCCCUUUAUGUCAAUGUAAAUGUAUUUAGUCCUCACCUCUUUAAAUCUAGAAAUCCAAGAGAAAACUUGUUGAGACUUUUUGUUGAAAUCAUAUUUUUUGCACAAACACCAUUUUGAACGAUUAUAAACAUUUGCAGCAAAACCAACAAUACGUCUGUGAUUCUUUUC